Colletotrichum godetiae is the source of this 1299-nucleotide messenger RNA. Its product is annotated as NADP-dependent oxidoreductase domain-containing protein. NCBI's taxonomy places the organism in Eukaryota, Fungi, Ascomycota, Sordariomycetes, Glomerellales, Glomerellaceae. The record is from RefSeq and is a predicted model, not a curated record. The transcript is spliced from 3 exons. Bases 239 to 1255 code for a protein of 338 amino acids.
AGGGGCAUCGCGCAGUCGGAGGCGACAGGGGUAGUUAGGGAUCCCGGCGACAGAGCUGAAAGCCGAUGGAGUGAUGCCGAAGAGCACGGUAGAAUGACGCGAUGGGACAAAACAAAACCUCCAGGCUUCUGUGUGAACUCAAGAUCAGAAUUGGUGAAGAGAGCUACUUGCCCUGUACAACAAGGCUCAAUCAGGCUCAAUUGAUAGACCUCUCCGGCAAUACUUGAGGGUGAACAAGAUGGAAUACGUGAGACUCGGCAACACAGGCCUCAAGGUCUCUAAGAUCAUCCUCGGAUGCAUGACCUUUGGCUCCUCCAAAUGGGAGGGCUCACCAUGGGUCCUAGACGAAGAAGAAGGACUCCAAAUCCUCAAGGCAGCAUACGAUAACGGCAUCAACACCUGGGACACGGCAGACACAUACUCUAAUGGAAAGUCCGAGGUGGUCAUCGGCAAGGCUCUGAAGAAGUUUAACAUCCCGCGCCAAAAAGUCGUCAUCCUCUCCAAGAUCUUCAACCCCGUGCCGGACGACGACUCCAGACCCGCCAGCGUCAACGAUGGUCCGCUUGUGAACCAGAUGGGCUUAAGCAGAAAACACGUCUUCCAUGCCGUCGACCAGUGCCUCCAACGCCUUGGCACGGAUUACAUCGAUGUCCUCCAGAUCCACCGCCUCGACCGCGAAACACCACCCGAAGAAAUAAUGCGAGCCCUUCACGAUGUCGUCCAGUCUGGCAAAGUCCGCUACAUCGGAGCCUCAUCCAUGUACGCAUGGGAGUUCGCCCGCCUGCAGUAUAUUGCGCGGUCCAACGGCUGGACAGAGUUCGUCUCAAUGCAACCAUUCUACAAUCUUCUCUACCGUGAAGAGGAGCGAGAGAUGCUGCCAUUCUGCCGCGCGAGCGGCGUAGGUGUCAUUCCGUGGUCGCCAAUCGCUCGCGGGCUGCUGGCGAAGCCCCUGGCCAAAGAGAAAGAUGAGAGCAAGUCGCUGCGUAGUCAGACCGAUAAGAAGACGCAGGCGUGGUUUGCAGACGCGAACUUGGACAUUGUCAACCGAGUUGAAGAGAUCGCAAAGAAGAAGGGUGUCAGUAUGGCGCUCGUAUCGACUGCUUGGGUGCUGCAGCAGGGGUGUUGGCCGAUUGUGGGCUUGAGUUCUGAAAAGAGAAUCAAGGAGACGGUAGGGGCGCUCAAGGUCAAGCUAACGGAGGAGGAACUGGAGUACCUGGAGAGCGAGUAUCGACCGAGGAAUAUUCAGGGUAUGUAGAUAAUUACAAGCGUACGAACAACAAGUCUUGAGCAACAAUGAAC